AUGGAUAAAAGAAAAAUACUUCAUGAAGCUGCAGAAUGGUUCUUGGCCACUUUUCCAGGCUUGACCACUUAUGAAACAGCGUAUGGUUAUGCAGAAUGGACGCUCUAUGCAGUCCCUUUCAUAAAAACAGAAGAACAUCUUUUGUUCGCUGCAAAGCUAAUCAUUUUAGUGGCUAUCGGGGAUGAUUCAUUCAAAGAGCAUGAAUACGUUAUGCUGCUCAACUACUUGAAAACAUCCGUUGCCAACGAAGCCAGUCCUUUUAUUUCAGCUAUCAUCAAAUACUUUGACGAUUAUAAAGCGGUAUCCAUCUAUGAAGAAAAUUACAAUAAUACGGUCAAAACCAUUGUGGCAUUCUUCGAAUGCACCGUAGGAAUGAAAUCAAAUGAUAAGAUGGAUCGUAUCACUGAUUCUGCAAUGCUACCAUUUUAUAUCAUCAGCCUUGAUUCGAAUCAUAUCCUCGCCGACAUGAAUAAUGAAAAACUGCUGGAUGGUGCAUAUGCAACGCGGAUCGACAACGAUUUACUUACAUAUCCCAAGGAUACUAUGUCAGGUUACAUGUUGGAUCAUGCCAACCCGGUAUACGCAGGUGUAUCAAUAGGUGAUCAAUUGAAUGCCGUUAAGAGUCAUUGUACAGCCCAAUUGUUGAAUCUCGAACCAACUCUCGAGGAUGCUAUUUACUUGCAAGGUCGAAUGGGGUGUUUCGUAUGGUCAUUAUUUACAAAGAGAUAUGGUUGUAUUCUUAAGACGGUAUACGAAGAUAAUCAGACAGUGGAAAACAUCAGAAAAUCCAUUAAAAAGAGCAUCACCAUUUCUGAUAAAAAGAAUCAUUAUUUGUAA
This is a messenger RNA of Halteromyces radiatus, 837 nucleotides long. RefSeq lists its product as uncharacterized. Lineage: Eukaryota; Fungi; Mucoromycota; Mucoromycetes; Mucorales; Cunninghamellaceae. The record is from RefSeq and is a predicted model, not a curated record. Bases 1 to 837 code for a protein of 278 amino acids. The transcript has a single exon.